Paramisgurnus dabryanus is the source of this 4049-nucleotide messenger RNA. RefSeq names its product symplekin (gene sympk). Gene Ontology annotation, cellular component: mRNA cleavage and polyadenylation specificity factor complex. Lineage: Eukaryota; Metazoa; Chordata; Actinopteri; Cypriniformes; Cobitidae. The record is from RefSeq and is a predicted model, not a curated record.
UUAACCCCGGAAGUAAACGCUUCAGUUCUUAGCAUGGCGCUAAUGAUGAGCAGCGAGACCAGUUGUUUAUCCUAAAACUAUAUAUUUUCUUAAAUAAACCGUUUUGGAAGAUAAUUCACACGCGAGAGAUUGCAGAUAAAGAUACAAUCCUUUGGAGAUGGCGUCAGAUGUGGGAGAACAGUCGCAUGGUGGCAUGGAUGAAGAUAAAGCCCUUGACAUGACUACCAGUGAGAAGGUAGUGGAAUUACUAAACCAGGCUUCCCUCAUCUCAACAGAAGAAAAACUUGUCAUUCUCAAACAGGUGCAGGAAUUGAUCAUCAACAAAGACCCUUCAUUACUUGAUAACUUUCUGGAUGAAAUUAUUGCAUUUCAGACAGACAAGUCAAUUGAGGUGCGAAAGUUUGUUAUCGGCUUUAUUGAGGAGGCCUGUAAAAGGGAUAAUGAGCUUCUUCUGCGGCUGAUUGCCAAUUUGAAUAUGCUAAUGAGAGACGAGAGUGUAAAUGUGGUGAAAAAGGCAAUUCUGACCCUUACACACCUAUAUAAAGUUGCUUUACAGUGGCUGGUGCGUACCAAGACCGUCUCAGACAUGGAGGAAGCAUGCUGGGAUAUGGUAACUCGGAUGAAAGACGAUGUCCUGGCAUUGCUCGAUUCUGACAACGAUGGGGUCCGCACUCACGCCAUCAAAUUCACAGAGUCCCUCAUUAUCACUCUGUCACCACGGACACCUGACUCCGACACUCCCAAGAAGCACGAGGGGGACAUCAGCCUGGACAAAAUUCCCAAAGAUCACGCGUAUAUACGUUAUGACACCUUAAGCGAGGAGGGUAAGUCUGCUCUGGAUCAGCUGUUAAAGUUCAUGGUUCAUCCCGCCAUCUCCAGCAUUAAUCUGACCACUGCACUUGGAUCACUGGCUACGUUGGCCAGACAGCGGCCCAUGUUCAUGUCUGAGGUGGUGCAGGCCUAUGAAAUGCUACAUGCUAACCUGCCACCAACUCUGGCCAAAUCUCAGGUCAGUAGCGUGCGUAAGAACCUGAAGCUGCACCUGGUCUCGGUGCUGAAGCACCCCAGCAGUGUGGACUUCCACGGUCAGAUUUCCACUCUGCUGCAGGAUCUCGGCAUGUCUCAGAACGACAUCACCCGCUGCACCCCUGCUCCACAGAAAAGACGCCACCAUGAGCCUUAUGUAGAGGGCAAGAGGAUCAAGAUGGAGACUGCUUUAGUGGAGGAUGAUGAAGAUAAGGAGGAACAAGCACCGGUCAUCACCCCAAAACCCUCCUCCUCCGUUGGCACCCAAUCAGCCCUCGAUCUCACUGCUGAGUUCCUGUUCCCCCUCCUUUCCCCAGAGAACGUGGCUAACCUGGUACUCAUUAGUAUGGUCUACCUGCCUGAAGUGAUGCCAGCCUCUUUCCAGGCCACGUACACGCCUGUAGAGUCUGCGGGUACUGAAGCUCAAAUUAAACAUUUAGCCAGGUUAAUGGCCACACAGAUGACUGCGGCUGGUUUGGGACCAGGUUUGGAAAUGUGUAAGGCUCGGGAUGAAGAGGUGAAGGGGGAGGACGAAGGAUCGAGUGAGAUCAGCUCCAAAGACCCUCUCAUCGUCCGCAAGUUCUCUGCGGUUUCCCUCGGUCAGGCCAUCUCAGUGGUGGGGGCCUACAAGAGCCCUGUCACUGAGGAGACACCUCAAAUCAAGAAAGUUCCUGAACCUAUACUGCCCACAACACAGCCAAAAGCUCCUGGCACCAGUGGCAGAAAGAAGGUGUUCAAAUUGGCAGACGUCGUGCAGCCGUUCUCAGAGGCUCAGAUAGAGAAACUAAUCGACAUGUCCGUCAAUAGAAUCCUCCAAUCGGAAAGAGCCAUUGCACAGAGCGGAAUGUCUCAUGUUCGUAUGAAGCUGCUUGCUCGGUUGGUGACCCAAUUUGAAGGAGGGAUGAAAAAUGACUUGUUACAGUUUAUCCUGGAUGACAUGCGGGGUAGAUGUGAACUGGCCUUUUCUCUGCUGUACCACGAGUACAAUGAAUACCUAAAUCAGCAGCCCUCCGGCUCUCUGGACAGCUACGAGCAGUGUCUGUUUACACUUCUGACCGGCCUGCAGGAGAAACCUGAGCAAAAAGACGGGCUUUUCACCAAGCUUGUUCUGGAGGCUCCAGUCAUCACAGACUCGGCCCUGGAGGUGAUUCAACGCUACUGUGAAGAUGAGUCGCGCGUAUACCUGGGCAUGUCCACCUUGAAGGAUCUCAUUCUGAAACGCCCGUCCAGGCAGUACCAGUACCUCAAUGUUCUUCUGAACCUCAGCUGUCACGAAAAAGAAAAGGUGCGAACCACCGCUCUUAGCUUCAUCAAGCGCAUGUAUGAGAAGAAACACCUGAAGGACUGUAUUGAGAAGUUUGCUCUUACGUACAUGCAGUUCCUGGUCCACCCAAACCCACCCUCUCUUCUGUUUGGAGCAGCGGAGGACACAGAGGUGGCGGGUUCUUGGACGGAGGAAACCGUGCGGCAGUGUCUCUAUCUGUAUCUCUCCCUGUUACCCCUCAACCAUUGUCUGGUUCAUGAGCUGGCAGCUGUGUACACCGAGGCCAUCGCUGACAUCAAACGAAGUGUGCUGCGAGUCAUUGAACAGCCUAUAAGAGGCAUGGGGAUGAGUUCUCCUGACCUGCUGCUGCUGGUUGAAAAUUGUCCUAAAGGAGCAGAGACACUGAUCACUCGCUGUCUACACAUACUCACUGAUAAAGUGCCUCCAUCUCCUGAAUUGGUGGAGAGGGUUCGGGAUCUUUAUCAUAAACGAGUCCCUGAUGUUCGUUUUCUCAUUCCGGUCAUCAAUGGCCUGGAGAAGCAUGAAGUGAUCCAGGCUUUACCCAAACUCAUCAAGCUUAAUCCAAUCGUAGUCAAGGAGGUGUUCAACAGACUUCUGGGCACUCAACACAGUGAAGGCAGUUCCUCCAUGUCUCCGCUCACUCCUGCUGAACUCCUCAUCGCCUUGCACAACAUUGACUCCUCCAAGUGUGACAUGAAGUCAAUCAUCAAAGCCACCAACCUGUGCUUUGGAGAGAAGAAUGUGUACACGUCAGAAGUUCUGGCGGUGGUGAUGCAGCAGUUAAUGGAGCAGACGCCUCUCCCUAUACUGCUGAUGCGUACGGUCAUUCAGUCCCUCACCAUGUACCCUCGCCUGGCCGGUUUCGUCAUGAACAUCCUGGCCCGGCUCAUCCUUAAGCAAGUGUGGAAGUAUCCCAAGGUGUGGGAGGGCUUUGUUAAAUGCUGCCAGCGUACCAAACCCCAAUCUUACAACGUGCUCCUCCAGCUACCUCCUGCACAACUGGCUAGUGUGUUUGAGCGUUGUCCAGAGAUGAGAGACCCGCUCCUACAGCAUGUGCACUCCUUUACGCCUCACCAACAAGCCCACAUUCCAUCCUCUAUAAUUGCUAUUCUGGAGGCCAACAUCAGAAAGCUGGAGCCAGAACCAGAACCGCAACUUCCAGAAGUAAUAGAAGAGAGACAGAUUCAAGUACCAAAACACAUUUCAGCACCAGUACCACAACAAGAACCGCCAGCCCCGGCACCCAUAGCAUUUACAGAACCAGUGCCGGAACCGAUCCCAUCCAGAAGGGAAGAAGUCGAAGAACCCAUGGAGCAGGCAGAGACAGCCCAUGCUUUUCCUGUGGUUACAUCUGAACCAGCAUUGCAGCAGAUGGAGGUAUCUGAAGAUGCAACGCAGUCCAGCACUGUCACAGAGAAGGUGGAUGAACCCAUGGAAGAUUCGACGGCUAGUGAGGUGGCUGACCAAACAAAAGUUGUGCCCGAGGACGCUGACACAGAACCUGAACCCGAAACAAGCAAUGUGGAUUAAUGACACUUGAAAAAUUGACUGACUGCGGUUGAAUGAGCUUAUGUUAAUUCCUCACUGCUUCUCAACAAACACUUGAUGUUAGUAGCUGGAACAAAUACAUUCAUAUAAAUAAUUUUUGAAAAUAUUGAUUUUGUAUGUGUCAGUUUUCGUUUACAAAACAAAAUGUCAUGUCUAACAAAUUAAACGUUCAUUAAAAGAAUAAGAAAUA